Messenger RNA from Cervus elaphus (red deer), 2657 nucleotides. RefSeq names its product zinc finger matrin-type 1 (gene ZMAT1). Bases 259 to 2637 code for a protein of 792 amino acids. The record is from RefSeq and is a predicted model, not a curated record. The transcript has 7 exons. Lineage: Eukaryota; Metazoa; Chordata; Mammalia; Artiodactyla; Cervidae. Gene Ontology annotation, molecular function: nucleic acid binding; zinc ion binding.
AAUUGUCAGCGCCUCGCUGCGAUGGCGGCGGCGCCGAGCGCUGUCACACAGCUGACAGCGCAGUCUUCCCCUCAGGAAGCUACCGUCUCUGUCGCCUCCUCCUCCUCCUCCUCCACCGCCACCGCCUGAGCGGCGGCGGCGGGGGCGGCGGCAGCGAUUGUGCCUGCCUCCUCUGCCACCUCCACGCCUGCCUGCCCGCCUGCCCGCGACUGUGGCGGCGGCGGCGGCGGCGGCUUUGGCGGCUUUGGCGGCUCCACUAUGGCGGCGGCGGGGAGGGGGGGCAGUAGUUUUAAAGUAGACACCCGCCCUUGCCUGAGAGAAGGUGAGUUCCCGUCCCGGGGUGUGGGGGAGGCCCCAUCUCCUUUGCUGCCUCUCUUCUGCCUGCCCCAGAGCGGACUGGGCGCGGUUCGCCACCGCCCCACCCCCCACCUGCUGUGGCGCAGUAAAGGCCAAGCUCGCCCCGCCCCGCCCCGCCGUUGUAGCCCCGAGUGUGCCAGAGGGACGAAGCAGAGAGGGGCUUCCCUACCUCCUGUCCGAAAAGGAUGGGGGCCCCCAGGAAAAGGAACUGCAGAUAUGACUUGGAAUCAACAGGAAAAGACUGAACUUUUUGCAGAUAAUUUUUGUAAUGUGUGUGGAGUGGUGCUUCAGUUUGAAUCGCAAAGGAUUUCACAUUAUGAGAGUGAAAAACAUGCUCAAAAUGUUAGGUUUUAUUUUCAAAUGCAUGGGGAACAAAAUGAAGUGCCUGGUAAGAAAAUGAAGAUGGAUGUUAGGAAUUUUCAGGAGCAUAAAAGUGAAGUAGUGGACAGAAACAAAUUUUGUGGUCUCUGCCACAUGGUUUUUAGCUCCUCAGUUGUUGCUCAGUCUCAUUAUGUGGGGAAAGGCCAUUCUAAAAAACUGAAGCAAUUAAUGGAGGAGCGUGAUCAGGUAUCUCCAUCAAGAUUUCAGCCAGAAACGGAGUCAACUUUUCUGAAGCCCCUUGCUGUCAAGCCUCCUCCAGGUGGGAUUAAAGACAAGAUUAUGCCUUCCUCUUCCAGCAGUGCUUUGGAUUUGAAUAAUCCAAACAAGUAUUGCAAGCUCUGUCCUGCUUCCUUUAAUAGUCCAUUAAUGGCCCAACAACAUUAUGUUGGGAAAAAACACAAAAGAAAUGAAGCUAGGAAGAAGUUUGUAGACAAGAUAAGAGAGAAACCUCUUCCUGCAAAAUCAGAUGCAAAUGCAUUUAGUAUGAGAACCUACGAUUGCCGUAUUUGUAAUAUCACCUUUACAUCUUUAGAAAUGUUCCGGUCUCACAUGCAAAGAAGUGAACAUCAACUUAAAGAAUCCAUUGUUAUCAAUCUAGUGAAGAAUUCAUGGAAGCCACCAGACUCUUGCCAAGAUGAAUGUACAGAUUACAUCAAAGUACAGAAAGCCAGAGGAUCAGAACCAAAGACUUGUUUUAGAAAGAUGGAAGAAGGUUCUUUGGAAGCCCAUGGGUACAGAGAAGCAGUUGAUUCCAGAUCCAGACAUAGAAUGUUUGAACAAAGAUCCCCAUGUGAGACUUUCUGGACAUAUCCAGGACCAUAUAAUAUUUCACAAAUAGUGGAAAACCAAUUACCUCAUUGCUUACCAGCUCAAUCAAAGAAAACAUAUGACUCUUUUCAAGAUGAACUGGAAGAUUAUAUCAAAGUGCAGAAAGCCAGAGGACUACAUCCAAAGACUUGUUUCAGAAAGGUAAGAGAGAGCUCUGUGGAAACCCAUGGGUACAGAGAAAUUGAUUCUGGACCCAGACCAAGAAUGUGUGAACGAAGGUGUUCAUUUGAGACUUCUCAGACCUACCAACGACCAUAUACUACUUCACCAGUGGAAAGCCAAUUAUAUCACUGGUUACCAGCUCAUUCAAAGAGGACAUAUAACUCUUUCCAAGAUGAACUUGAGGAUUAUAUCCAAGUGCAGAAAGCCAGAGGACUAGAGCCAAAGACUUCUUUCAGAAAGAUAAGUGAUAGCUCUGUGGAAACCCAUAAGCACAGAGAAAUGGUUGAUUCCAGACCCAGACCUAGAAUGUUUGAGCAAAUACUCCCAUUUGAGACUUUCCAGACUUACCCAGGAUCAUACAGUAUUUCACAGGCAGAAGAAAACCAGUUACCUCAUCCUUUACCAACUCAUGACAGCAAACAGAGAUUAGACUCUGUGACCUACUGUCAACCCACCAGAGACUGUUUCCCAGAAAAACCAGUACCCCUGAGCCUUAGUCAGCAGGACAAUAACUCUGGCACAUACAGUGUAGAAUCUGAAGUUUAUAAGCACCUCUCCUCAGAAAACGAUACCAAUGAGCAUCAAGCAGGUCAUAAGCGGAAACAUCAGAAGAGAAGAAGGCACAUGGAGGAAGGUGAAGAAAGGCCAGAGAAGGAGCAGUCCAAGCAUAAAAGAAAAAAGAGUUAUGGGGAUACAGAUCUAGACAAGGACAAGGGCUCUGGGGAAGGGAAAAGAGACAGAGAUAAACUUAGUGUCAGUUCAGGAAAGCUUAAGCAUCGAAAAAAGAAAAAAAGCCAUGGCGUACCCUCUGAGAAGGAAGAACGUAAGCACAAGAAAGAGAAAAAGAAAUCUGUUGAAGAAAAGACAGAAGAGGAAAUGCUUUGGGAUGAGUCUAUUCUUGGAUUUUAAACUUUUAGCUUUGUUUACCC